CCACCAUUUCCUGUCACGCCCCCUCGCCGGCCCCGCCCUUUUCUGGCCUCAGGUCCCACCCAGGCCAGGCCCCGCCUCCUGCCCGCCCGGUUGCGUGUUGUGGGAGCGCUCCGCGGGCGCGGCGUUGGAGGACGCGGAGCUCGGUCAUGGGGUUCCAGCUGAACCCAGGCCUGCUGGCCUCCCUGGGGGUGGGGCUGCUGACUCUGCUCGGCCUGGCUCUGGGCUCCUACUUGGUUCGGAGGUCCCGCCGGCCUCCGGUCACGCUCCUGGACCCUAAUGAGAAGUACCUGCUGCGACUGCUGGACUCGACGACCGUGAGCCACGACACCAAGAGGUUCCGCUUUGCGCUGCCCACCGCCCACCACGUUCUGGGCCUGCCUGUGGGCAAACACGUCUACCUCUCUGCCCGAAUUGACGGCAGCCUGGUCAUCAGGCCAUACACUCCCGUCACCAGUGACGAGGACCAAGGCUACGUGGACCUUGUCAUCAAGGUCUACCUGAAGGGUGUGCACCCCAAAUUUCCUGAGGGAGGGAAGAUGUCUCAAUACCUGAACAGCCUGAAGAUUGGGGAUGUGGUGGAAUUUCGAGGGCCCAGUGGGCUGCUCACUUACAACGGGAAAGGGAAUUUUAGUAUUCAGCCUGACAAGAAAUCUCCAGCAGAGCCACGAGUGGCGAAGAGCCUGGGGAUGAUUGCUGGCGGGACAGGGAUCACGCCGAUGCUGCAGCUGGCCCGGGCCAUCCUCAAGGACCCUGAAGACCCGACUCAGUGCUUUUUGCUUUUUGCCAACCAGACGGAAAAGGACAUAAUUCUACGGGAGGACCUGGAGGAGCUGCAGGCCCAACACCCCAGUCGCUUUAAGCUCUGGUUCACUCUGGAUCACCCCCCAGCAGGUUGGGCCUACAGCAAGGGUUUUGUUACUGCUGACAUGAUCCGGGAGCACCUGCCCGCUCCAGGGGACGACGUGCUGCUGCUGCUCUGUGGGCCACCCCCCAUGGUGCAGCUGGCCUGCCACCCCAACCUGGACAAGCUGGGCUACUCGCAAAAGAUGCGCUUCACGUACUGAACGUCCUCUAGCUUCCCGGUCCCGCUCCUGCCCUGUCCCCAGUCAGUACUCAUGCUGUAAGCCCUAGAUUUCUUCCCGACAGGAUCGGCCUUUUGUCUUUCUCUGGAGCAGAAAUCUGGGUGGUACCUGCAGGAACGGCAUCCCUGUAGCCCUGGAAGCCACACACGCGUGUGCACGCGCACGCACACAACGCCUCAGGUCAGCCUGGGAAGCAGUCUCUUCCAUGGGCCAGAAAGAAGCAGGUACAUUUGCUCCAAGACGAGCCAGUUUCAUGGUAGAGUCACUCUCUUCUUAUGUCUGAUGAAAGGAACAGUCUGUGUCGUGGAUUUUACUUGCUGUUUGGUGCUUCACUCCUUACAGGUUCUAUGUGCCUGCUGAAUGGACUUCUAGAGCUAGUUACAGAGAUGGCAGGAAAGGGGGGUGGUUUCUGCAGACCUCAUAGGAGGGAAUCUGAAACAUGUAUUUGUGUGUCUGUCUGUCUGUCUAUGCCCUUGCCUGGGCUGGAGGGCAGUGGCUCUCCACGGGCUAAGACUGCUGCUUGUGGCAGGAACCUCUGCUAAUAAACGGGGCUGAGGCCCCAGUGUUUACCUAAA
Molecule: messenger RNA, 1657 nt
Organism: Rhinolophus ferrumequinum (greater horseshoe bat)
Lineage: Eukaryota; Metazoa; Chordata; Mammalia; Chiroptera; Rhinolophidae
Product: NADH-cytochrome b5 reductase 1
Exons: 9
Coding region: 147-1064 (305 amino acids)
Cellular component (GO): mitochondrion
Molecular function (GO): oxidoreductase activity; FAD binding
Source: RefSeq, a predicted model, not a curated record